This is a messenger RNA of Bicyclus anynana (squinting bush brown), 1212 nucleotides long. RefSeq lists its product as uncharacterized. The transcript has a single exon. Bases 1 to 1212 code for a protein of 403 amino acids. The record is from RefSeq and is a predicted model, not a curated record. Gene Ontology annotation, biological process: DNA replication, removal of RNA primer. NCBI's taxonomy places the organism in Eukaryota, Metazoa, Arthropoda, Insecta, Lepidoptera, Nymphalidae. Gene Ontology annotation, molecular function: RNA-DNA hybrid ribonuclease activity; nucleic acid binding.
AUGUAUGCAUCAAGUGUAUGGGCACCGGCCACAGAAAAAAUUACAACGCAAAAACAGUUGAACACAGUGCAGAGAGGUUUUGCCCAAAAAAUCUGCAAGUCCUAUCGCACUGUGUCACUGAACGCAGCCCUUCUACUAGCUGACCUUAUACCGCUGGACCUAAGAAUACAGGAGGCAGCCCAACUGUACGAAGCCAAGAGAGGACGUCCGCAAGACAUUUUGUGUGGCAGAGAGGUAGAAAGGAGAGUCAGUUUUCUCGAUGCCCUGCAUCCCUCAGAGGAGUUUGCCGUGGAGUUUCGGUGCUUAGAGGACAAAGAGUCGGAAAGCGAGGCAAAACAAGCGAUGACCGGACUAAGAAUAUUCACAGAUGGCAGUAAGAUGGAGGGUGGAGUGGGUGCAGCCCUGACGUGCUGGAAGGAUGGAGAGGAAACUUUAAUUAAAAAGUUUCGUCUCGAAUCCUUCUGCACAGUGUACCAGGCGGAGAUGUACGCACUCUACCAGGCGACAAAAGUCGCAAUAAAAACCAAGGAACCAUCUGUGAAUAUCCUUAGCGACUCAAGGUCAGCGUUGGAAACGCUAGGCGGUACCGAAACAUUCCAUCCUCUUGCUUUUGCCGUCAAGAAAAAUUUAUCUCUCUUGAAGGCAAAAGGCAAAGAAAUAAACUUCUUCUGGGUUCGAGCUCAUAUUGGAAUAGAGGGGAACGAGAGAGCUGACGUUUUGGCAAAGGAGGCUGUCGAAAAAUUAAAAACGAGGCCCAAUUACGAUGGUUGUCCUGUGUCAUAUAUUAAAAGAAACAUCAGAAGAGACACCAUCGUGAAGUGGGCCGAACGCUACAAAUCUGGACAUACAGCCUCCGUGACAAAGACCUUUCUGCCGACGGUCGAAGCUGCACACAAAUUUUUAAAGAAAACAACUAUGACGCCUCUCUUGACACAAGUGUUCACAGGACACGGUGGUUUUGCUGAGUACCUACACAGAUUCAAGUGCAAAGAUAGUCCAAGCUGUGUCUGCGACGAAAGGCAGGAAGAAAAUAUAUUGCAUCUUAUAUUUGAUUGCCCGCAGCACAGCCGAAAACGUUUGGACCUCCAAAUAGAAAUAUGCAUGAAUCUGUGUAGGGACUCCAUCCCUGACAUUCUUAACGAAGAUCGACAAACGUUCCUGGACUUCUGCUGUAAAAUAGCAGAGAUUGCAAUAAAUAGAAACAAGACAUGA